CAGAGCAACCCUAGCUGCGCGAGCUCCGACGGGGUCCCUCUCGAGCUCGUGUUCCUAGGUUCGUCGCGGUUCUCUGCACCAGACCGGUCAGACCGGUCGGCGCAACUGGUCAGACCAGUUCGCCAGAGGCUUGCUGGUGUUGAUCGUUUUGACGAUCGUUUGCGCGUUUUAGCGCACUCGAGUGUGUUGGCGCGAUUCUAUGUCAACACCUACACCCUUUCAGAUUCAAACACAGUAUCUUAUGAAUGUAGAGGACCCCCAAAGCGCAAGAAGAAGACACAACUAGCACCAGCAUUAACUGAAAGAAGUCUUGUGCCUGUGAAUGACACUAUGCCAGGUAGGAUGCUUUUCCCAGGAAUACCCAGUACAACAUCUUCUGGGAGCCAAAGGAACAGCACAAGAACCACUGGGAAGAAGAGGAAGAGCACAAGCACAAGCACCAGAACUUCAGCUGCUGCAAAGAAGAAAAAAAGUUGCACAGCAUCUACAGCUUCUGAGUCCAUCAGUAAAAAAUCUGGUAGUGGGUCUAACCAGAUUGAUCUUGUCACUGUCAGCCCUGAAAUCCCAAAUGAAGGACUGCAGCAGAAUCACUCUGGUGGUCAAACCUCCAAGCUACCUACAAGAAAGAAAAAGGAAGCAACUGCUGUGGUGGAAGCACAAAGACUAGGGAGUCCAGCCAUGAACACAAGAAGCAAGGUCCCAACUUCUCUAGACAACCCUGCAAUGGGAACCAGGAGCAAGAGAAAGUUGAAUAUUUGAUGUGUCACAACUUCACUUUGUAAACUUAUGGGUGGUCUGCUUUUGAACUUGUAUGCCCAUUCUGGAUGGUGCAAACUGAUGUGUGAUCUGCUUUUUGAACUUGUUAGCCUGUUAUGGAUGAAACAAACUACCGUGGUUUGCUUUACAUAGUCUAGCUACUCUCUGAGCCAUGUGAAUGUGCUCUUUUGUUUAUCUAGAUGACCAAAACUGUGAUCUUGUUAUUUCCAAUGUCACUGUGAUCUAGUUAUUUCCAAUGCUAGUGUCUGAUGUGCCAUAUGUCAGUGUCCAGUUUUUCACAUAUUACAAAGAGUUAUAAAUCUGGGUUUCAUUCAUGAGAUUCAUUCAUACAUACAUCCAUCCAUACAUUCAUACAACCAUUCAUAAAGCCAAAAGCAUUCCAUCUUAGUACCACUAAAGCCACUACUUCUACUUAUUCAUGAUUACAUACAGAACAAGCAUGAUGUAAACAAAAACUAGCUUCUCGAUCCAUUUGAGCUGCUCCAAGAUCCUUUCUUCAACCAUCCUUCUACCAUGGAUGUCAACCAGAACAGGUCCUGCUCUUGGCGCCACAUCUUCCUCAGCUACAGCAACAGGUCUUGGCGCUUCAGGUUUAGGAACCAGAGGAAGAACAGGAUGAACUCGAGUUCCACCAUGCUCAGAUGUCUACCCCAUCAUGUCCUCCCAAAUGAAAAACUGGCAUCCGCCCGCCUAUAAAACAGGAAAAACAAGCAUCCCAAAACAGCAAAAAAAUCAUGCAAUGCAAAAAUGCUCU
Messenger RNA from Panicum virgatum (switchgrass), 1531 nucleotides. RefSeq lists its product as uncharacterized. Bases 331 to 759 code for a protein of 142 amino acids. The record is from RefSeq and is a predicted model, not a curated record. The transcript is spliced from 2 exons. NCBI's taxonomy places the organism in Eukaryota, Viridiplantae, Streptophyta, Magnoliopsida, Poales, Poaceae.